Messenger RNA from Ochotona curzoniae (black-lipped pika), 1207 nucleotides. It is a transcript of the gene LMO1, whose product is annotated as LIM domain only 1. The transcript is spliced from 4 exons. Gene Ontology annotation, molecular function: DNA-binding transcription factor binding; transcription coactivator activity. Lineage: Eukaryota; Metazoa; Chordata; Mammalia; Lagomorpha; Ochotonidae. Gene Ontology annotation, cellular component: nucleus. Gene Ontology annotation, biological process: positive regulation of transcription by RNA polymerase II. The coding region runs from base 499 to 969 and encodes 156 amino acids. The record is from RefSeq and is a predicted model, not a curated record.
GAAAGGCAGCGGGAGACGGCCGCCGAGAUUCCCCCAUCUCUUUGAAUAUAAUUUUAGAUUGAGAUUCAGAUUAAAUCCGAGGGGAAAACACUUUAUGAGGCUGAAAGCCGUGUCGUUGCCAGAGCCAGGGUUAUGAGCUAUCAAAUGCAAUUACAUUAAGACAGAUUAUACUGGGCAAAUUGAGCCAUUUAGAAGGUGAGAAUCAAAGGAACGGCUCUGAUCCUCUCUUUCCCUUCUCUCCCUCCUCUCUCUCUCAAUUGCAGUUCGUAGUUCCUUGCAAUUCUGAGGCACAAAAGUAGGUGAGACUGCUUUUGUAUCUGCGAAGUGCUUCACUCCUGAAUGUAAUUCUAGCUGAGUGCAAUCUAGGUUAAGAGCCGGACAAACGGGUAAUUAGAGUCCGCUCGCUGCUCGAGGAUCGGCCGCCCCGCCGAAACGCUCCCCGAACCGGCGCCCUUCUCCCGGCCGAGCCGAGCUGCGGCUGGACACGGAGCGCCCGAGAUGAUGGUGCUGGACAAGGAGGACGGUGUGCCGAUGCUGUCUGUCCAGCCCAAGGGGAAGCAGAAGGGCUGUGCAGGCUGCAACCGCAAGAUCAAGGACCGCUACCUGCUGAAGGCGCUGGACAAGUACUGGCAUGAAGACUGCCUCAAGUGUGCCUGCUGCGACUGCCGCCUGGGAGAGGUGGGCUCCACACUCUACACCAAGGCCAACCUCAUCCUGUGCCGGCGCGACUACCUGAGGCUCUUUGGCACCACAGGGAACUGCGCUGCCUGCAGCAAGCUGAUCCCAGCCUUUGAGAUGGUGAUGCGAGCCCGGGACAAUGUGUAUCACCUGGACUGCUUCGCCUGUCAGCUCUGCAACCAGAGAUUUUGCGUGGGAGACAAAUUCUUCCUGAAGAACAACAUGAUCUUGUGUCAGAUGGACUAUGAGGAGGGACAGCUCAACGGCUCCUUCGAAGCCCAGGUUCAGUAACGCCCGGCGCCUGGCCUUGGGCCCACCAGCCCGCCCACCCACUCACCUGGCCGGCCGAAUCAGAACUCCUCCUUGCCUUGGCCAUGACAUGAGUGUGGCCCUUGCUCUGCUGUCACCGCCGCCCGUCUGUGUGUGACCCCUCCUGGGGCCAGGCUGCGCCUGUACAGUCCGUCUUCUGUAUAUAAAUGGGAACAUUUAUUUUAUGAGAAAUGUAAUGCGAUUUUAUUACUGGCGUGGA